Molecule: messenger RNA, 696 nt
Organism: Suillus subalutaceus
Lineage: Eukaryota; Fungi; Basidiomycota; Agaricomycetes; Boletales; Suillaceae
Exons: 4
Coding region: 1-696 (231 amino acids)
Source: RefSeq, a predicted model, not a curated record
AUGUGUUGGAACCCCGAUACUCCUCCAGCCGCAGGUCCAUAUGCCCUUUGUUGGGAUGAGCCGAGCUCAUCACAGGUAGGCUCGGUCCCUGCAAUCACUGUAGAAGCAGCCACACCACUGGCUGCCGCUACAUAUGAUGUUUGCUGGGAUGGGGACCCUCAGUCGACAACAGCCGAUGUAGGCCACCCGUAUGACAUGUGUUGGGAUGACCGACCGGCAACCUCGGCCGCAGGAUACCAAGGUGGUUUUGACAUGUGCUGGGGAGAUGCCCAAUUAGGUGGAGAUGGUGACUGUGAAGGUCAUCUUACUGCGGCGCCCACCACCGGCUCGGUUAACUCAGGGGUGAACAACUCAGAAUCACCUGGGAGUCAAGAUAUUCAGGCAUCACUGGCACCCUCUUCAGCACCAAGCGAAGGCUCGACAAUAACACAGGUUGAAGCUGGGGAGGAAUUGUUGCGCCGAGCCGACAACCGGCUGGACAGACUUUGCGCCAUCCUGAGAGAUAAUGAAAGCGAGGCUGUCACGGAGAUCAUCCGUGCCAACCAGGCCUUGAUCACAAAUUAUCAAAACGCCCGCAACCAAUAUGUUACCGCCACCAAUGAUAUGGCCAAGAUUCAACACAUGCUGCAAAUGUUCAGGCAGAUUGAUGAUCCACUGACUGUCUUGGAGCUAGGUAGGAAGAAAGCAGGCGGCUGA